CUCAUCCUACUUAUUUUCAUCCCAAGCCAACUGCACUCGAAACUUACUAUAGUAUCUCCCAAAAUUUGCUACAAUCAAUAUGGCGAAAGUAAUUAGCAUGGUACAAACUUUUCUUAGAUUAGGACUGCUCGUACUAGUUUUGAUUGGGAUGACCCAAAUUGUUGGGGCUCAGAUUGAAACCGAACUCAAGUGCUCUGCAGACAAGUUCUAUAAUGUUUUUAGGCACAAUGUGAUGCAAUUGACUACAGUUCUUCCUCAAUACUUCAAGAGUGUCAAAAUAGUUAAAGGUGAUGGCAAAAGCUUGGGUUCCAUUAGGCAAUGGCAAUAUGUACUACAAGCACCAGAAGCAUCUUCGAAAGUAUUGAUGCUUAAGGAAACUGUUACAUCCGUGGACGAGGAAAACAGGUCAAUCACAUUCAGUGUUGUGGGAGGAGAUAUAUUGACUCACUACAAGAGUGUCGAUUUCAUAAUGGCUGUAACUCCUAAAUAUGUUAAUAGCAUUGAAGAGUCUGGUAGCAAAGUGCAAUGGUGGGUACAGUAUGAGAAACGAACCGAAGAUGUUGGUAGUCCAGAUGGAUAUGUCAACCUUCUAGCUCUUCUUACGAAAGAGAUGGGUCAUUACCUUCUCCAGCAGUAGCCUACUUAAAAAUCGACUGACAAGCUCGUAAACGGAAUGUUUUUUGUUUUAUUUGAAGUGUGCACGCUGUCUUAUAUUUUGGAUUUGCUAUGGAAUCUGUAAUUGUACUGUGUAGUGUGUUAUGUUUUUUUUUCUUUUCUUAAAUGCAUGUAAUUAGAUGUGUGUACGUAUUAUGAAAUUAUGUGCUUUGCUAUUACCAUUUC
Papaver somniferum (opium poppy) is the source of this 840-nucleotide messenger RNA. RefSeq names its product major latex protein 146-like. Bases 80 to 637 code for a protein of 185 amino acids. The record is from RefSeq and is a predicted model, not a curated record. NCBI's taxonomy places the organism in Eukaryota, Viridiplantae, Streptophyta, Magnoliopsida, Ranunculales, Papaveraceae. The transcript is spliced from 2 exons. Gene Ontology annotation, biological process: defense response.